Molecule: messenger RNA, 645 nt
Organism: Caenorhabditis remanei
Lineage: Eukaryota; Metazoa; Nematoda; Chromadorea; Rhabditida; Rhabditidae
Exons: 2
Coding region: 1-645 (214 amino acids)
Source: RefSeq, a predicted model, not a curated record
AUGAAGUCACUCCUGAUUUCCCUGCUUCUCCUGGCUCCUGCCGUCCUGUGUGCCACAGAUUUCACUCGAGGAUCCUGUCUCCAUAUGAUCAACAAAGGAAGAGGCAAAUUCGCUGAGAAACAUCAACUGGCCAACAUGAAUGCCCUUGUCUAUAACAAAAAAUUGGAGUUGAAGAUUCUGGAGCAACUAUCGUUGACUGAGGGAUGUCCACAAUCAUCAAUUAUCUCUCACAAAGGAUUUGAUAAUCAUUUGAAUGUCAAAAACGACGAUUCGAUGAUUGAGUUGCUUUCGGGAGUUGGUAUCACGUCGAUGGCUUGUAUCACUACAAAAUGCUCGGAAAAUGGAGAAGACUUUGUCAGUAUUAUCUCUGAUUUUUCUGACUCUCCAGCGAUCUCUGGAACUCCCGGUUCCCAGUGUUCGGAUGGUAGAACAGUUGACUUUGAUGGAAACUUGUGCAAAGUGAAAAAUAAUCGUGACGGUUAUGUUCGAAAAAAUUUAUGGGAUGACAUGGUCGACAUCAUCAUCCCUAAGAAAACAAUGUACGUGCAGACAACCGAGUAUCAUGUAGUGCAUGUUGAAGUCAGGGCACCAUCUAUUAUACCAUCCAUUAUUAUACCAUCAAAAAAAAUUAGAAUAGUGUCUUAA